Messenger RNA from Brassicogethes aeneus, 1927 nucleotides. Lineage: Eukaryota; Metazoa; Arthropoda; Insecta; Coleoptera; Nitidulidae. The record is from the annotation of a GenBank genome assembly.
GUUGUUUUGACGGCACAACAUGGCCGCCUGUAGGUUUAUAUAUUGUUUGUUACUUGUUUUGUUGAUGCAAAUAGUAACAGGAGAAAUCAAUAACAAACCGCAAUUAAGAGAAGAUCCUGACGACGAUGAAGAGACAAAUAUUGAACAUGAUCCUGGAGGACCGUCUUUCAACGAUUUGCUGGACAAACAGGCCAGUUAUAACCACACCAAUGUGCAUAAGCCAAGGUACAAGUGCCAUUUGUGUGAGGCCUCGCACUGUGCCACACCAUCAGUUUGUUACAAUGCGGUGCAAUGCUGGAAAUCCCAUGUUAGAGAGAGCUCGGGGGAGGAGAGCUUCAAUAGGGGGUGCACUACAAACCCAGAACAGCUACCUUUAAUUUGCAGAAUGCCAUCGUUUAAUGUGCAGAAACGGCAUGUUAGUGGACAAUAUCAAGUUGACUGCUGUGUGGGGGAUUUUUGUAAUGAUGGGGAUUUCCCUGAGUUACCGCCAGCAUUUGUUGAAAGAAAUCCGUAUUCGGAGUCGUUUAUUUACAUCGCUAAAAUCGUGGGGGCUAUUCUUGUGCCAAUUAUCAUCCUUGGCACUCUGGGUGUUAUUAUAAUUGCCUUAAUGAGAAGACGACAUCGACAAAUUCUUUGCAAUGAAAGCAGAAAUAAUCCUGACACGUACUGUGCUACAGAAGACCUAUUAAGGGCUACAGCAGCUGGUGACAGUACCCUACGGGAGUAUUUGGAGCAAUCUAUGACAUCAGGUAGUGGUUCUGGUUUGCCACUUUUGAUUCAGAGGACAUUGGCAAAGCAGAUUUCUUUGGUGGAGUGCAUCGGAAAGGGAAGAUAUGGGGAGGUUUGGAGAGGUAUAUGGCAUGGGGAAAGCAUUGCUGUUAAGAUAUUUUUUUCAAGAGAUGAAGCUAGUUGGAAUAGGGAAACUGAAAUAUACAGUACAAUUCUUUUACGUCACGAAAAUAUACUAAGCUACAUAGCGUCAGAUAUGACUUCAAGAAAUUCCUGCACCCAAUUGUGGCUUAUAACCCACUACCACCCAUUGGGAAGUCUAUAUGAUUACUUAAAUCACACAGCAUUAUCUCACUCCCAACUACUCAGACUAUGUCUAUCUCUAGCAAACGGACUGGUACAUUUGCACACUGAAAUAUUUGGCACCCAGGGUAAACCUGCAAUUGCUCACAGAGACAUCAAAAGUAAAAACAUACUGAUCAAAAACAACGGUACGUGUUGCAUAGCCGACUUUGGGUUGGCUGUUACGCAUUUCCAAUCGACUGACGAACUAGAUAUUGGAUCUAAUGCCCGGGUAGGAACGAAGCGGUACAUGAGCCCUGAAAUUUUAGACGAAACAAUUCGGAUGGAUUAUUUCGAAUCGUUCCGUCGAGCCGAUGUAUACUCCUUAGGUUUAGUCCUGUGGGAAAUGUCCCGAAGAACAAUAAGUAAUGGGAUAGCGGAAGAUUACAAGUCGCCUUUUCACGAUGUAGUGCCUAGCGAUCCCAGUUUCGAGGACAUGAAAAAAGUCGUUUGCGUGGAUCAGCAGCGGCCCAAUUUGCCUAAUAGAUGGGCCAGCGAUCCGAUACUUAGCGGAAUGGCCAAAUUAAUGAGGGAAUGCUGGCAUCAAAACCCCAACGUUCGCCUGCCCGCGCUUAGGAUUAAAAAAACCCUACUGAAAUUAGUUAACGGAGACACAACAAUAAACAUUGAAGAUAUGGAAAUGUGCGUGUAAAGAGACAAAAAGUUGUUUAAUAUUGAAUAAUUGAAAUUAAGUUAACAGUUUUGUUAUAUAAGUGUUACAAAUUUAAUUAUAGUGAAGCGUUUAUUAACGAAAAUAACAAAUAUUGUGUUGAUCACGAUUUUUUAUUUACUAGGCAAUAUUUAAACUAAAUUUUUAAUACAGCGUGUUUCCAAAAUAGUAAUUUUCGGUAAUAUA